This is a messenger RNA of Anopheles coluzzii, 2924 nucleotides long. It is a transcript of the gene Caf1-105, whose product is annotated as chromatin assembly factor 1 subunit B. The coding region runs from base 502 to 2727 and encodes 741 amino acids. The record is from RefSeq and is a predicted model, not a curated record. Gene Ontology annotation, cellular component: nucleus; CAF-1 complex. Gene Ontology annotation, biological process: nucleosome assembly; DNA replication-dependent chromatin assembly. Gene Ontology annotation, molecular function: protein binding. The transcript is spliced from 4 exons. NCBI's taxonomy places the organism in Eukaryota, Metazoa, Arthropoda, Insecta, Diptera, Culicidae.
UGCAGAGAAAAGGGUGCCAGCGAGAUGUUUUUUUCAACUUUCGUCGAUCAUGGUGUAGACUGAUGGAUCUACACUCUCGGAGCCGACGAGUGAAUCGAUGAAAAAGGAGAAAUGAAGAGAAAGUCCGUUGAAGUAGCACAAAUUCUUCUAUUUUCUACACAAUUCACAGAUACUCAUUCACUUUGAAAUGCAUAAAAUGGAGAUUACAGAAGAAUUUUUGCAUCAAUGAACUGAUGUUUUAAUAAAAUCGACGAAAGUAUCUGUAAACCUCGCACUCGUGAGCUGUAUAAACCUUGGCCAAAUGUUGUUUGUUGACAGUCACUCAUCCCAACCAGGUGUCGGCUGUCAGUGGGAAGGUUUGCGCGCUCAAUUUCGUUGUUUUCGUCGUCGGUUGGCAAAAGGUGGACAAACAAUUGGGGCGCAUUGUGCUGCUGCAAACGCGAAAGUUAAUUACGCCCGCAAGAAAACCACCCCCUCCCCCGUUCACAUUCGUGUACAACCAUGAAGUGCCAAAUUCCGGAAAUAUCGUGGCACAACCGUGAUCCCGUGCUGAGUGUUGACAUUCAGCCGAAGGGUGCGAACGAUCGGGAUCACCAAUAUCGGCUGGCAUCUGGUGGGACUGAUUCGCAUGUGCUGAUUUGGUACAUGAUUCAAACGCCGGAAUGUGGUACCAUCAACUUGGAGCUGGCCGCUGACCUUACGCGACACCAGCGUGCGGUAAAUGCGGUACGAUGGUCCCCUUCCGGCGAGCUGCUCGCGUCCGGCGAUGACGAAAGUGUGAUCUUCAUCUGGAAGCAGAAGGGAGAAACGGAAACGCUGAACAUUCUGGAAAACACCAACGACCAGGACAAGGAGACGUGGCUGACGAUGAAGAUUCUGCGCGGCCACAUGGAGGACGUGUACGAUCUGUCGUGGUCGGCCAACUCACAGUUUCUCAUCAGCGGCUCGGUCGACAACUCGGCCAUCGUGUGGGAUGUGCAGCGCGGCAAGAACACGGCGAUCUUGCAAGAUCACAAGGGCUUUGUGCAGGGCGUUGCAUGGGAUCCUCAGAACAAGUACCUGGCGACGCUCAGCACGGACCGGUACUUCCGGGUGUACGACGUGCAGACGAAGCGCGUUGUGUCGCGAUGUCACAAGUGUGUGCUUCCCGUGCCGAAAGACCAUCCGUUGAGGGAUAAAACCAUUCGCCUGUAUCACGACGACACGCUGCAGACAUUCUUCCGGCGUUUAAGCUUCAGUCCGGAUGGGAACAUUAUCGUAACGCCGUCCGGGAUGGCUGAAAUUGAGGGUGUCUCGAAGCCGCUAAACACGACGUACAUCUUUACGCGCAACUCACUCAAACAGCCCAGCUUCACACUUCCAUCUCCCGAUCAGUACACGGUGGCGGUUCGCUUCUGUCCCGUGUACUUCCAGCAUCGUCCACACGCGGAGAGCAAACCCCCGCUGGUUCCCCUCCCAUACCGCAUGGUGUUUGCGGUGGCGACGAAGAGCUCCGUCUAUCUGUACGACACUCAGCAGGCGGCGCCGUUUGCUCUGAUCUCCAACAUCCACUACACGCGACUCACGGACAUGUCGUGGUCAUCGGACGGAAGAAUACUGAUCGUGUCCAGUACGGAUGGUUUCUGUUCGAUGAUUUUCUUCUCCGAAGGUGAGCUGGGAACGAUCUGGGAACCUCCAUCGCCGGAAGCAUCUGCAGCAGAUGAGCCCAGCACCUCUUCCAAGGCAGAUGAAACCAAGAGGGAUGAUGAUUCAAAAUCAACACCACCGCCAAAGGAGAAGCAAGACAAGCCGGCCCAACCGAUUGCAUUUAGAAGGAAGCCGAAACCGGAAGAAACUAGCACACCUUCCAAGGUAGAUGAAAUAAUAAUAGACGAUGACUCGAACUCAACACCACCACCGCAAAAGGAUGAUAAUGGAAAGAAGCCUUCUUCAGAAAAGCCGCCCCAACCGAUUGCAAUUAGAAGAAAGCCGAAACCGGAAGAACCCAAGACACCUCCUAAGGCAGAUGAAAUGAAGAUGGAUGAUGGCUCAGAAUCAACACCACCGGAAAAGGAUGAUACUAGCAAGAAGCAAGAUAAACCAGCCCAACCGAUUGCGAUUAGAAGGAAGCCGAAACCGGAGGAACCGAAACCGACCACCAACGAGGGCGCCGUGGUCGUCUCCCCGACCGUCGAAAAGAUCGUACAACCUGGGGUGGAGUUUGUCAUCGAGAAGGAAAAAAUCAUCAGCAGUGACGAGAAGUUCGAAAGUCCUUCGAAAAAGGAUCGACCCGUUACGCCGAUCGCGGUACGACGACACCCGAGAACUCCCUCCGACAGUGCGAACGAAUCAAAGGCAGGGUCGGCGGCGUCCUCAUCUUCGGUGGGCAAGAAUUCACCCAAACCAAUCGCUAUCCGUAGACAUCCGCGAAAGCAUGAGGCCGGCGCGAGCAAACCAACCGUCGAACCGACGGCCGAGGAAGAUGCCAACGACACCUGGCCCAUCGAUCAACCGAAACCGGUGGGCGUGGCGGAGCAAAAGAAGGCAACACUGUCGCAACUGCCCUGCCCGAUGGAAACGGACCAGACGGAGGACAUUGUGCUGGUGGUGGAAUCGGAUGGGGAGGAGGAAGCCGCCGCUGCCGCCGCGGUCCAGGCAAAGGAGUCCGAUUCUGAAGCGCAGAAAACGCCUCGACGGGUCGAGUUUCGUACGAUAUCAACGCCGAAAUCGAAGAAGAAGCUUUUAUGAGUGUUUUAUGAUUGUGUGACCAGGUCGGGGAAGAAGAAGGAUGAGCAUGAUGAUGGUGGUGUGUUGGUAAGCAAGCAAGCAAGCAAGCAAGCACACGUACGCAUCCUCCACACACGCCAACUCUCUUUUUUAACAAUGGGUGGUCUGGUUUAGUAAUUUACGCAAAUACGCUAAUAUGAUUUAAUUAUUAUAACCUA